Penicillium malachiteum is the source of this 402-nucleotide messenger RNA. RefSeq lists its product as uncharacterized. The coding region runs from base 1 to 402 and encodes 133 amino acids. Lineage: Eukaryota; Fungi; Ascomycota; Eurotiomycetes; Eurotiales; Aspergillaceae. The record is from RefSeq and is a predicted model, not a curated record. The transcript is spliced from 2 exons.
AUGACUGCUUGCGAUAAAACCCAGACUUCUGAUUAUUGGUGCUGCGGUGAUAAGACUGAUUGCUGCACUACGUCGGAUGCUAUCCUUGUCAAGGAAAUCUUUGCUUCAAACAAUCAAACAGAUCCCAGCUCCUUAUCUGGACUGUCUCCUGGUGUUCAAGGUGCAAUCGGUGGGCGCGUCGCGGUAGGAGCUACCCUCUUGUGUGCCGGAAGAAACGGAAGCCCGAAAUAUGCAAGGUCUGAGGCUAAGGAGCUGGUUGAGCUUGGGAGUGAGGUUGCCCAUGAAAUCGGAUCAGGGAAUACCAGAUACGAGAAAGUCGCCGAUCCUUUGAGUCCCACGCAUGAAUUUGGCUCGGCAGAUACGAUGAUAUUUGAGAGACCGGCAAACAUCCAUAGGUACUAA